Messenger RNA from Paramecium sonneborni, 955 nucleotides. NCBI's taxonomy places the organism in Eukaryota, Ciliophora, Oligohymenophorea, Peniculida, Parameciidae. The record is from the annotation of a GenBank genome assembly.
AUGGUUUUAAUUUAUAGGUAAUAGAUAAAUUAAAUUAAAAAGGUUGUUUGGAUAUAAUAGAUCAUAAAGUAGCUAGCAAAUGAACAAGUUAAGGAUGUAGAGAAACAAAUUAAAUAUAAUUUUAAAUAAUAAUUAAUAAAAUAAAUAAUCCAAUUUACAUAUAUUAGACUAAUUUCUGUUACUUCAGCCUGUACAGGAUUAGUUAAUCGACCUACUAAAGCUUUGCUUGUGCUUUAAUUACAGGAGAAGUAUGUGGAUAUGAUAAAACAUAGAUUAAUCGUACAACAAGUAUAACAACCACUGCAAAGAGUGUUUUAAGUGGAAAUGCAUGAGCUUUUAUAGAGCCAGAAGGUAAUUAAAUCUUCUAUUGUGAUUUAAUAAGUUUGUAAUAUAAGUUUUGUAGCAACUUAAUCAAAUAAAUUUAUUUCUAAUAAAUCUGCUAAAGCUGUUGUUAAAAAUCUGCUGGAGAAUCUUGUGAACUUAUUAGUUGUUCAUGUACUUCUUUAACUUAGAUUUUAAAGUAGAUAAAUAUACGAUUUAUACAACAAUGUGAAUGCCAUUGUUUGUGCAAAAAUAAAGAAUAUAGUUAUAAUAAAAUUCUCAUUAGUGUGUUAUAAUUAUAUCUUAGUGUGCUGAAUGCUAUAUUGGAUAAAAAGAAUAAAAUUGUUUUUUAAAGAAGAGUUGCUAAUUUAAUGAAUUUGAUUAAGUUAAUAAAGAAAAUACUUAGGUUGAAAAACCUUUAUACUAAUGUAAUAAGGUAGAUAGUUCAUACUAAUAUGCCACAACUGGUGAUGGUUGUUUGUAAGUGCAAUGUUGGUUUGUUUAGGAUAUAGUUUAACUACUUUUGUUAAUUGCUUAAGAUAAAGAGUGUUUAUAAUAUAAUAAUCCAAAUUUAGUUCAUAUUUAUGUAGAGGUGUUUGGGCAUUUGAAAAAAUAAAAUAUGUGCAUAAAAUGA